Penicillium canariense is the source of this 438-nucleotide messenger RNA. RefSeq lists its product as uncharacterized. Lineage: Eukaryota; Fungi; Ascomycota; Eurotiomycetes; Eurotiales; Aspergillaceae. The coding region runs from base 1 to 438 and encodes 145 amino acids. The transcript has a single exon. The record is from RefSeq and is a predicted model, not a curated record.
AUGGCGCGCCGUGGACCGUCGAUACCCUCAGCGCAUGGUACGCCGUCUGGGCCCCGAGCUUCGUUCACCCCUCCUGUAUCGGCAGGAGGCCACUAUCGGCAUCCGGGUGCUCGACAGCAUAGCUCCACGUCUGCCACCUUGUCUCCCGGAUCGAAGCCUCCGAAUCAUCUGGCUGGGUUAAGUUCUGUCGUCCCGGGAGGUAGGUCUUUCCCGUCGACGCUGGAUGCGGCGACGGAAAAGCGUCUUUUUCAGCUGGAAUCCGAUCGGGAGAAGAUAUUUGAGCAAGUUGCAGAGACGCAAAGUGCCAAGCGAGCGGGACUUCGCGACUGGGAUCGGCUGGAUCGGGAGAGCUCGAUUUGUGCUCUCAAGAGUGAGUUGGCGGAGGGCCAUCUACAGCGCAUGGCGGAUGAGAGCAUUGGGGGCGGUAUUCUAUUUUAA